Molecule: messenger RNA, 2225 nt
Organism: Penicillium brasilianum
Lineage: Eukaryota; Fungi; Ascomycota; Eurotiomycetes; Eurotiales; Aspergillaceae
Source: the annotation of a GenBank genome assembly
CCGCGGAGAGACGCUCCGAGCUCCGGCAGCGCGACCGCAAACCGCCUGGCGGGUCUCGGUGGGUAGCGCUCCUCGCUUUCUGACUCGCCCAAGGACCGCGAUCGUGAGUCAAGCUUGCUCGUCUGGACCUCUGGAGAUGAAUGAGGGGGGGAAUUAAAGAUCAGAGGUUAUGAAAAAAAAAAAAAAAGCUAACCUCCACCGGGCCAUAAAUAAAGACCCAGAGUGAACCUAGGGACAUGGAACAAGAAACUACUCCGUGCUGUUCAUAGAUUAGUCUGUCUCGUGACGUCCGGCUUCGGCGCUUCUUCCCAGCGGAGUUCGACAGUUUUAAAGAGACAUACUUUCAACCGGACAAGGCUUUUUCCUCCCUCUUCGCCAGUUUCGCUGCUCUCAACUCGCGGCUUCUUCUGGAGACUGUCCACUUUUGUCCACUCGGUAAUUCCCCCAUUCCCCAUUUGCCUUGUCUGGAGUUGUCUGUUCUCCCGGACUCUCCCGUCUAGCCCCGGCCUUUUUCCACCAUCCCCAGGUCUCAAGGUCAAGAGGCAAGCAGUUGCGAAUCGCUCUACCCACACGAUGCUGAACUCCCACUCCCUUCGGUCCGCUUCCGCUUUCGCGCGCCGGUCCCUGGCGACCCCUCCUCCGUCGAUUGCCCCUCUCUCUUCUUCUUCUCGUCUUCUCUCUUCAACUUCCUUCACUUCUUCUACUUCUUCUCCUCAGAGAUCUUUCUCCUCUGCCCUCCGUCUUUCUCGUACUACCCGCAUCGCCACGUCUUCCCGCUGGUCCGGAUCGACCCCUACUCUGUACCUCGCUCAAUCCCGCAACAUGGCUACCGAAGGCCCCAAGAUCAAGGUCAAGAACCCAGUGGUGGAACUGGAUGGUGAUGAGAUGACCCGUAUCAUCUGGCAAGAGAUCAGGGAAAAGUUGAUUCUGCCUUACCUCGACAUCGAUCUCAAGUACUACGACUUGGGUCUCGAGUACCGUGACCAGACCGAUGACCAGGUCACCGUUGAUGCCGCGGAGGCUAUCAAGAAGUACGGUGUCGGUGUCAAGUGCGCCACCAUCACCCCCGAUGAGGCCCGUGUUGAGGAGUUCAAGCUGAAGAAGAUGUGGCUGUCCCCUAACGGUACCAUCCGUAACAUCCUUGGCGGCACCGUCUUCCGUGAGCCCAUCAUCAUUGACCGCAUCCCCCGUCUGGUGCCUGGCUGGAACAAGCCCAUCGUUAUUGGCCGUCACGCUUUCGGUGACCAGUACCGUGCUCAGGACCGUGUCAUUCCCGGCCCCGGUAAGCUUGAGCUCGUCUACACCCCUGCCGGCGGUGAGCCCGAGCGCGUCCAGGUCUACGACUUCCAGAGCGGCGGUGGUGUUGCCCAGUGCCAGUACAACACCGAUGAGUCUAUCCGUGGCUUCGCCCAUGCCUCUUUCCAGAUGGCCCUCCUGAAGGGUCUGCCCCUGUACAUGAGCACCAAGAACACCAUCCUCAAGCGCUACGAUGGUCGCUUCAAGGAUAUCUUCCAGGAGAUCUUCGAGCAGGACUACAAGAAGGACUUUGACGCCAAGAAGAUCUGGUACGAGCACCGUCUGAUCGACGACAUGGUCGCCCAGAUGAUCAAGUCCGAGGGUGGCUUCGUCAUGGCCCUCAAGAACUACGACGGUGAUGUCCAGUCCGACAUCGUCGCCCAGGGAUUCGGUUCUCUCGGUCUGAUGACCUCCACCCUGGUUACCCCCACCGGUGAGGCCUUUGAGUCCGAGGCCGCCCAUGGCACCGUCACCCGUCACUACCGCGAGCACCAGAAGGGCCGUGAGACCUCCACCAACCCCAUUGCCUCUAUCUUCGCCUGGACCCGCGGUCUUGUCCAGCGUGGCAAGCUCGACGAUACCCCCGAGGUCGUUGCCUUUGCUGAGGAGCUCGAGCGCGCUUGCAUUGAGGUCGUCAACGACGAGGGCAUCAUGACCAAGGAUCUGGCUCUCGCUACCGGCCGCAAGGACCGUGAGGCCUGGGUCACUACCAACGAGUACAUGGCUGCCGUUGAGCGGCGCCUGAAGGCCAACCUCAAGUCUCGUCUGUAGAUUGUUUUCUUCUUUCAUGUGGAUACGUUUUUCAUUUUUUUUUGAUAUCUGCGUUUUACCCCCAAUGUAGAUAUGGGACUAGAGCGCGAUUCGCCUGGUCUAGCCUGAGCUAUGUACAGCAGUGACGAAUUAAAAUUUGUUCUUGAUAUCAAUUUGAG